CGCUGCCAGUGUGACGUAUAAUCUAGUGGACGGGACGCUCCUUCAACAACAACAGCUAGUCAGACACCUCCGUAGCUUUCUAUCAAACAUAGCUACAACAUUCACCCGCUUUACACUGUUUUGGUGUAUAUUAGUCGCUGUGUAUUAAACACACUUCUGUCGUAUGUACUUGUUAGCCCAUUUAAUUAUAUAUUCACGUUGUUUGUCAGCUAGCUGGUUUGCUAAGUUAGCUUAGAACUAAGCUAGUCGCUAAUGCUAGCUAGCUAACAUCUCCGACCAUGAGUUCACUAAGCUACUCUCCUCCUACUAAAGAAGAGGUCUGCUGGAUGGAGAAAGAAGCUCUCGUUAAAGAGGAAGAGAAAGAUGUUACAAUACAAAAACAAGUAGAGACUGUUACCGUGAAAGAAGAAGAGAAAGACGUUACAGUGAAAGAAGAGGAAGACGCGUUCAGAGUGAAAGAGGAGGAGGAUGUUACAAUAAAAGAAGAGGAGGAAGAGAAAGAGGAGAGAGCAGUUUUUGGAGUGAAAGAGGAGGCGGGGGAGAUGACUGUCACAUUGAAAGAGGAGAAGGAGGAAGAAGAGGAGGUUGGAGAUCUGUUUAACACCAGAGAGAGACGCGACUAUUGUGGUUCCUUUGCGGAGCCUCAACAACCUCAUGAUGCUGACGAGGCAGAGAAGAGUCUCUCCAGGCCAGAACACCUCAAGAAACACCAGCAGAGAUCCACAGGGAAGAAACCUCACUGCUGCUCUGACUGUGGGAAGAGAUUCACCUCAUCAGGCAUUAAAAUUCAUCAGGGAACACACACAGGAGAGAAACCUUAUAGCUGUGGUCAAUGUGGGAAGAGAUGUACUACAUUUGGCCAGCUGACUCAACACCAGAGAAUACACACAGGAGAGAAAUCGUAUAGCUGUGGUCAUAGUGGGAAAAGUUUUGGUGCAUCUAGAGAUCUGACAGUGCACCAGAGAACACACACAGGAGAGAAACCUUAUAGCUGUGAUCAAUGUGGGAAGAGUUUUACUACAUCUGGCAAGCUGACAUUACACCAGAGAACACACACAGGAGAGAAACCUUAUAGCUGUGUUCAAUGUGGGAAGAGUUUUAGUCAAUCUAGCACUCUGACUCUACACCAGAGAAUACACACAGGAGAGAAACCUUGUAGCUGUGGUCAAUGUGGGAAGAGUUUUACUCAGUCAACCAGCCUGACAUCACACCAGAGAAUACACACAGGAGAGAAACCUUAUAGCUGUGGUCAAUGUGGGAAGAGUUUUACAACAUCUAGCAAUCUGACCGUACACCAGAGAACACACACAGGAGAGAAACCUUAUAGCUGUGAUCAAUGUGGGAAGAGUUUUAGUCAAUCUAGCACUCUGACUCUACACCAGAGAAUACACACAGGAGAGAAACCUUGUAGCUGUGGUCAAUGUGGGAAGAGUUUUACUACAUCUAGCGUUCUGACUCUACACCAGAGAACACACACAGGAGAGAAACCUUAUAGCUGUGGUCAAUGUGGGAAGAGUUUUGGUCGAUCUGGCCACCUGACAUCACACCAGAGAACACACACUGGAGAGAAACCUUAUAGCUGUGAUCAAUGUGGGAAGAGUUUUACUACAUCUGACAAGCUGACAUUACACCAGAGAACACACACAGGAGAGAAACCGUAUAGCUGUGGUCAAUGUGGGAAGAGUUUUACUACAUCUAGCAAUCUGACUGUACACCAGAGAACACACACAGGAGAGAAACCUUAUAGCUGUGUUCAGUGUGACAAAAUACAUACAUGAUGGAGUUAUUUUGUGAUAUCAAUGAAUUAUUGUCACAAUGUAGAAUGUUUUAACAUUGUAGUAUGAGUAUUUUAAGGAGUUUCUCAAUGUAGAACCCUAAUUCAAUUGGUUUCAGCGUGAUAUGGAUAUUAGCCUUGGGAAAAAUCCAGGCUCUGAAUGAAAAGAGUACUAUUUAUGUGAUUUAACAAAAAGUGACUAACACAAAAAGAGCUUUUGUUACACUUACCACGUUGGUGACCCACUUGAAUCAAAAUGCAACGCUUCUAAAUGUAGCCAACUGUUUUCUACAAAUUGUCCUCUAACCAGGGAUGUACACAUUUCUCCCAGAUUCCGUGUGGUUUUUGAGCUGUUAGUUUUAACAGGACGUGCAACCUCAUAUCCCUUCUGUCACACAAUUGAUUUCAACGUGAUAUCGAUGAGUGAUGACAAAUAUGUGUUGUGUUCCUUUGUUUAGUGACCCCUAAAUUUAAAUGCAUCACUCCCAAAUGUAGCUGACUGUCUUCUGCAGGUUGUCCUCUAACCAGUGAGGCGAAAUAUAUCUCCCAUUUCCAUGUGUUUUUUUAGUUGUUCGUUUCAACAUCAUGUACAUCCUGAUUUCCCCCCUAAUCGAUAUCAGUAAUUUAUACAUAUUACUUUAUGUUCUAUAUUAUACAUACAAUACAUAUGAACAGACAUUUGGUUUUGAUAUUUCAUAUUUCCAAUUCAUGUAACAUUUAGUAAUCAUAAUUAUUUAAGUAAUCAACUGACAAUUUUCGGGUAUAAUUAUAUUGACGUUGUUGCCCUUCUUUUAGAAUAUCAGGGUUCAUUCUCAGAUGUGCCAAACCAAAUGUACUAGAGCAUGACAUUGGGGACUGGGUCUUCCUGUCUUUAAGUUUGGUGUGGGUUGUUCUUUAGUUUUGCUCUUCUUGGGCAGAUUUAGUGGGUCUCAUUGUGGGUGUCUUUUAUGUCCCAGUUGUUGUUACUAGUCAACUUUCAGUGGACACUGAGAGCUAAACUGCAACAUUAUGUUAUAAUACUUUUAUUGCAUCAAAUGGUUGUUUUAUGCAACAGAAUAGAGGGUUCUUAGAACUAUUGUGUCUGUGUGUUCUACUGAGGAUGGGCCUCUGGGAGAAAACACUGACAGGAGAUUUACAAUGUCUUUUGGGUGAUAAAACCUAAAGAGACCGCAUUCCAGAGCAUGAGUUAAUGUUUCUGUUCUAUAUGGUACCAGGGAGAGAUGACCCCAGGGCCAGACCCUGGUCUCUACACAAAGAGUACUGUUUUUACAGUAGAUACUGUCUGCUGAGAAUUAUAGGUAUCUUUCAUACAAAUCUUAACCUUGUGACCCGUUCUAUACAUCUGUUGUUCGUCAUGUAGGUUGAAAGGGGUGUAUCUUGGCUAUAAAAGACCUUUGUACUUUCGUCCUGUGGGUCAACCAGCCAUCAUUAUCGUAGGGCACUCAAUUGAUUCACUUUAUAUGUGUACGUUGUAUUUACCUGCUCCCUUAUUAAUAAGUGAAUAAAGAUUUAGUUUAAG
Messenger RNA from Salvelinus fontinalis (brook trout), 3293 nucleotides. Its product is annotated as zinc finger protein ZFP2-like. Gene Ontology annotation, molecular function: DNA-binding transcription factor activity, RNA polymerase II-specific; RNA polymerase II cis-regulatory region sequence-specific DNA binding. The transcript has 2 exons. The coding region runs from base 279 to 1778 and encodes 499 amino acids. Gene Ontology annotation, cellular component: nucleus. The record is from RefSeq and is a predicted model, not a curated record. Gene Ontology annotation, biological process: regulation of transcription by RNA polymerase II. Lineage: Eukaryota; Metazoa; Chordata; Actinopteri; Salmoniformes; Salmonidae.